AUGGAGACGACAGACGUAAUCAUCGUCGGUGCUGGCCCAAGCGGCCUUGCCCUUGCGCUCGCGCUCUCCUGCUACAAAGUCAGAUCUGUUGUCCUCGAGAAGAACCGCGACAUAUGUCAGGACCCUCGCGCAAUUGCCCUUGCUGGCGACAGCCACCGCAUCAUGGAGUUGCUCGGGAUCAGCUCGAGCAAGUUGUCUGAGUUUGGACAAACCCUAAAGGCGAUUCACUUCCAUCGGCAUUCGUUCAACAAUAAACCCUUCCUCAGCGUAGACAGUUACUCUGACUACCACGAUCAAAGCCUGCCAGGUGCCACAUUGAUCCUGCAGCCACGCCUAGAGGAAGAACUGCGAGGCCUCCUCCAGUCUUCGGAGUAUGCCCAGCUCAGAACCGAGUGCACCGUGACGUCGUGUCGCGAGGGCGUGGAUUCUAUAGAGGUAUCCUUCACUGCCAGUGACGGAGCUUCAACCGACUUGAGAGGGAGAUAUCUCGUUGGCGCUGAUGGUAAGCGAGGAAUCGUACGCAAAGCAUUCCUUGAGCCACGGGGGGUCGAACAGGCAGAAGGAAAGAUCCACUACGCCGCGAAAUGGGUCGCAGCAAACCUGUGCAUCACUAUGCCCACCCCUGAAUCCCAUCCAUACUUCCCGCUGUGGAAACUGGGAUACAAACCCGAGGAAGUUUGGGAUAUAUUCUGGCCGGAAGGUUUCCACUUCUGUAAUGACCCAGUGAUGCCCGUUGCAACAGGCAGGUUCGGUCCCGCUGACGAAAGAUUCUGGAGGUCUGGAGAAUCCAUCCACCCCCUAUUCCCCCUUGGACGUCAGGGAAUAAACCCCGAAGGUCCCGUCCGAUUCCCCUGGGAUUGCGUUGAGGUGUUGCGAUGUGCUCCCGCGUACUUCAGCCAUAGGGUAGUCAACCAAUGGUCUCACAAUCGGACGAUCUUGAUAGGGGACGCCGCGCACGUUUUCCCCCCUUUUGGGGCCCAAGGAAUCGCCAACGGCGUCCGGGAUUCCCUCGCGCUUUCGUGGCGACUUGCGCUGCUGUGCGAUGAGGGUUUGUGCACCAGCUUAUCGCUACAAUCCCACAAGCUACUCGAUGACUGGGCGCUCGAACGGCGAAAGGGAGUCGAUGAUGCCAUCACCAUGACCAUGCGAAACGGCGUCUUGCUCUCCAACAAGUCGGGGCUUGUCGCAGCAGUUUUGGGUGUUCUGGGAAGCAUCCUACGGUACCUGCCUCGAGUACGAGACGGCAUCGCUCGGAGAGCCUUGAUGGAUAAUGACGGGUACGCUGGCCUUGACCGCGGCUUCUUUCUGACAGGCCAGCACGGCGCUGGCAAGACUGCCCAGAUGUGGGUCAAGACGACUGACGGUCCGGUUCUGCUCUCAGACCACAUUUUCUGGAAGUCAGCCUCUAUCCUCACCGUCCUAGUUCUCGGCUCGGUUACAGCACAGGAGGCAUCGGAAUUAAAGCAGGUCAUCGACUCCGGAGACUUCCCUCCGCACGUCGUAGCCGAUAACGUUGUUAUUUUGCGCGGUGACGAAUCACCCUGCAACUCAGUGACGGCUCCGUGGAUCUCUGAAUUGUUCCCUUGCAAGUCUGAUGACCUGGAGAAGAUGGGCGUCUCGUUGCUCAGAGGCUACGAUCCGGCGGCUUUCCGAAGACGAUUCCUUUCCUCGACGCGCUACGUACUGGUGCGCCCCGACUUUAUCGUUUUCUCGCAGGCAAAGACAAUUGAAGAGCUCGCAGGACAAUUGCGGCAGGCAAAGGAGCUCUUGGCACGGCAAUAG
Molecule: messenger RNA, 1782 nt
Organism: Ilyonectria robusta
Lineage: Eukaryota; Fungi; Ascomycota; Sordariomycetes; Hypocreales; Nectriaceae
Exons: 8
Coding region: 1-1782 (593 amino acids)
Molecular function (GO): FAD binding
Source: RefSeq, a predicted model, not a curated record